AUGUCGAACAAUCUGAUCACCAUUGUCCCUGUCCUCGAUGGCUCGAACUGGCCUACCUGGUCCAAGCAGAUGAUGGCGUACCUUAUGUCCCAAGGCCUCUGGGGAAUAGUGAUGCCGCAGUCCGGUUCCCGAACCUGGGAGAACCGGUUCGAUCCUCGGACCGGAUCCAGGGACUCUACCGCUGCUGACGCCUGGAAGGAAAAAGAUGUCAGGGCUAUGGGUACGAUCCGUCUGCGCUGCUCUCCCGCCCUGCGGGGGGCCUUAUUGACGAAGAUUCCAGUGGAUCAGCACCCUGCUCCAGCGUUCGCGAAGAUAUCCAAACAUUUCAACACUCUGGAAGCGGCCAAGGUCAAGAUUCCCACGCUUAUUCAAAGUCUAAUUUGCCUUUAUGCGCUCCCCAGCCGCUACGAGAACAUUGCGCAGAUGCUGGUCCAAGCUACCUCUGCUGACAACAUGAGUAUAGGUACAGUACAGGAAGCAGUUACCACUACUUGGGACCAG
Gloeophyllum trabeum ATCC 11539 is the source of this 501-nucleotide messenger RNA. RefSeq lists its product as uncharacterized. The record is from RefSeq and is a predicted model, not a curated record. NCBI's taxonomy places the organism in Eukaryota, Fungi, Basidiomycota, Agaricomycetes, Gloeophyllales, Gloeophyllaceae. The annotation marks the transcript as partial. The transcript is spliced from 3 exons.